AGGACCUGCGCCUCGCCGCCGACGACGAGCUCCAGGCCGAGGCCGAGCGCCUGCGCCGCGCCAUCGAGCGCGCCCGGGCUCGGGCGGAAAGGAUCCGCGAGGAAGCCGCGGUGCAGCGGGCGGAGACGGAGCAGGCGGAGCAGCAGCUGGAGCAGGAGUCGUCGCAGCUGGAGGAGGCCCUGGCCGCGCGCGCGGCCGAGAACGCCGGGCUGCAGGCCGACUCCUGCGUGAGGUGGAGCGCCGCCAGGCGGCUUAAGGCCGCGCUGCAGGUCCACGAGGACAAGCAGGAGCAGAAGGCCGAGCCUGGGCGGGAGCGCCGUGCUCCCUGUGCUGCUAGCGCUGAGGAGGUGAGGGGGGAG
This is a messenger RNA of Prorocentrum cordatum, 359 nucleotides long. Lineage: Eukaryota; Dinophyceae; Prorocentrales; Prorocentraceae. The record is from the annotation of a GenBank genome assembly.